This is a messenger RNA of Striga hermonthica, 474 nucleotides long. The record is from the annotation of a GenBank genome assembly. Lineage: Eukaryota; Viridiplantae; Streptophyta; Magnoliopsida; Lamiales; Orobanchaceae.
AUGCUGUUAACCUCUCCGCUAACCCUCCAAUUCAAAUCCCUCUCGCUCUCCACCCCAUUUCUCCAUGGCGGCGGCGGCGGCGGCGGAGCACCGUUGUUCAAUCCCGGAACCUCCUUCGCCGUGCCGCGGCCGCCGCCCUCCGCCGUUCGCCCCGUCAUCAGGGCGAUGAGGACACUGCAGGGGAAGGUCGUCUGCGCCACCAGCGACAAGACUGUGGCGGUGGAGGUCGUACGCCUGGCCCCUCAUCCCAAGUACAAGCGCCGCGUGAGGAAGAAGAAGAAGUACCAGGCCCACGACCCGCUGAACCAGUUUAAGGUUGGGGACCUUGUCCAGCUCGAAAAGUGCCGGCCCAUCAGCAAGACCAAGACUUACUGGGCCGUCCCGGCCCCGCCGCGGAACAGGUCCAAGCCCAAGGAGGGAGCCGAGGCGGAGCCGCCCAAGGAGCUGGGGAUCCCAUUGGAGUCGGAGAGCUGA